Rotaria sordida is the source of this 513-nucleotide messenger RNA. Lineage: Eukaryota; Metazoa; Rotifera; Eurotatoria; Philodinida; Philodinidae. The record is from the annotation of a GenBank genome assembly.
AUGAUAAAAUCUGUUCAUAUAUUCAAGAAGAAAAAUUUGAAUUCAGUAAAGCAUCUUUAUAUUGUUAGCAAAAAAGUACAAGAUAAUUUUCUCAAUUAUUUUCCAAAUGCUAAUCAAUUAAGUAUUAGACAUUAUUUUAAAACAUUAGUUGAUUCGAUUACAGCAACUCUUCGUCAUAUGAUUCCGUUAAGACAACUUGCGAAGUUAGUCAUUGAAUGUGGUGAUUUUCCAAUGGAAGAUCUUAUUAAAUUAUUACGUUUUACAUCUAAUAAAAAUGAAAUUUUUCAAUAUAUUAUUCGUACUUGGUUGCUUAAAACUGGAAUAAAUAGAAAAGAAACAAGACAAAUAUUUCGAUUGUUAUUAUCAAAAACUCAUAAUCGAGCACGAAAUUUAUUCUAUUUACGUAUUCGAAGUGUACCGAAAGUACACUUAAAAGAAGCAAAAGUUUUAAUUGAAUCAAAAAAUUUACUCAAUAAUUGCUCUAUUAAAUAUAUUAAUGAUGGUUUACAUUGA